AAUUUUUCCUGAAAAAAAAUUGUUUCGAAGAUUUUUCUGGGAUUUCUGUGUGGAAAAAUAUCAAUUUUCCUACCGUAAUUCUGUUUGGAGCGAUUCGUUGUUGCAAAAUACCCGUGGCAUUGUCACCAAUUCUGCUGAAAGCGGCCAAAACAACGAUGCUGGAGGGAGAUUUGGGCACCAAAAUGAGCAAGGAUAGUGUUGCAUCGGAGCGUCCGCGUCCAAACACGCUGGAAUUUCUCUCGAAAUUUGUUAUUUUUGAGCCAUCAACAGCUCAAGUGAAUGGGGAGUGUGCUGAUCAUGAUCAUCAGUUGACCAAGAAGGAGGAGAAUGUGGCAAGAAGUGAUAUGCAUGAGGAUAACAUAAUCCGCGAGAGAUGCGACUGCAGCAUUUGCAUGAAGUACAGAGAAUGCAUUAUUCAGAUCUAUCUGGAAGAUCUUGAGUACAAUAUCCUCUGGGAGAGACUUCAGCUCAUCAUCCGGAAAUACUACGAUCUAAUUCCGGAAGAUUCACCCCUGGAUCGCAAGUACCGUGAACUGAUGAGCAAGAAUACCACAAAGUGGUUGAGUGAUGGGCAAUUGGACUUUAAGAAGAACAUCCAGAUAUCACUGGGUUCCAAUUUGCCCCUGACCAAUGAGAUGACAUUUAUUCUCGUGUUCAGUAUGCUCUAUUCGCGGGAUCCGCAUCAGCUCUUUGAGUUGCUGUGCAUUCAGGUGCGGUGCCUCGUAAUGGCGUAUGCAGAAGGACUCAAGGACAUCAUCAAAUACAGGGAGGAUGGGAUAACUCCGGAAUUUAAUUCCCUGGAAUUGACGCCAUACGUCCUAGAUGGCUAUGAAAAAAUCUGCAAUGCAUCAAAGGUGCUGACUCCUUUGCUGUUUGAGGAUCAAUCGGGGCACUUGCAGCAAUUCUCUCUCACGUGGCAGCAGCUCAAUAAGAGACUGUACCACAAGUUUGUCUACUCCCAGGUGCAGUACUUGAUCCCUCAGUGUCUGGCACAGUUGAGAUUGAUCUCCUACGAUGACACUCCGUCAAUUCUCAAGCGAUACUUUGACUUUAGUGAUGAACUAAUGCUCACGACUGAGAUGUGGAAGGAGUCCUGGUUGCAGCUGCAGGCCUACCACAUGACUCAGAAAGAUAUUGAGCGACGGCAGAGAAUUCUGACGGCUCACAAUUUUCUCGAAUUGAUCCGGAAUAGUCGAUCGAGUGGGGAGAGUUCGGUGCCGGCGGAAUUGAGUAGUGGGGGCUUCCUGGAUUGGCUGGAGAGUCAGGAUAAGGAUUAUGUGUGGCGGAAUACGCUGUCGCACAUCCGAACAAAGUGGACUCCGUGCACGGAUAAGCGACUGACGGCACAGAUUGAGAACAAUCAGUGUCUGCAUUGCAAUGUGGAAUUGGCUGAUCAUAAGUUGCACUGCGAAUGCCGGACGUGCCUGAUAGCAGGAGGUCCGGUUUUUUCGCAGUCUGACGAGCAGAAUCUCAAGAUUUGCGCCAAGUGUUGCUUCAAGACAUUCGAUCGGGAUUACUUGACGUAUGUGAUGAAGUUUAUACAUAAGCACGAAGAGAAGUAUUUUGUGGAGACGGACAAGGGACGUCAGUGUAUUUCCUUUGAUCUCUUCUCGAGUGAUGCUGAAACUUCUUCUGUGGCUGUGGUUAAGGCAGAAAAUCAAGUUAUCUACCAUCUGGCCUGGGCUGUUUUUAAGCAUAUUCCCGAUAGGGUGCCCUAUACCAUCAAAAAACUCGAUCUUAGGCAUCUGUGUAUGUUCCGGACAACUCCGUGCCGGCGAGUUGAAUGUCGCGUUGCGACUCAUUUAAUUGUGGCCCUGUAUCCAUUUAAACUCACCAAAUUCCUCUUGAAUUCCUACCAACCACUUUCGGAUGAACUGAGAAAGAAGUUCUUCCGGAAUCCCAAUAAUAAUUCCUCAAAUUAUCUCCAUCUUCUCUAUGAAGAUUGCAAUUUGGAUACGGGAAUUGUAGCGUCAGUUUUUGCCGAAUGUUACCUCACUGAUUUCACAUUUCCGCCCGACGAAGAGAUCUUUCCGUGCUUCCAGUUUCUGUUUAAGACAACAGGAACGGAUAUUGAAAUUGAUUUGGGAUGGUUGGAGUGUAUUCACAUAACAAAAGCCAUGAUUCUCGAAUCAAAGACGGAUUCAGAUAAAAAGAGUCUGGCUGAAGAGUGUCUGUCAGUGGCAGAUCUGAAGAUUCAAAUGGAGAAUCUCAAAUUAAGUGGACCAAGUUGUGCAGAUAGCAAAGAUGCCCUGGCGGACAUAAAGAUGGAAGUGAAGACAACAGCAGAUAAAUUGAUGAAGAGAUUUGCCGAGGGGCUCGACAAGACGGAAUUGAUGCCAGAGAAGGCAGAGAAGACUGAUGCAGUGGAAGUAGCGAAGCCAUCGAAGGAAUUUAAAACAGAAGUUCUGACUGAGGCCAUGAGAUUGGCUCACAGUAGGAAAUUGAAUAAGAAACUCGAAGCUGAAUUGAGGACGUUGAAGAAGGAGCAUAGAUCCUCUUUCAGUGCACUCAAGGAUAUGAUGAGGGAUUUGGAGCAAAUUAAGGAGAGUGAAAAUAAACUCCUAAAGGCUGAGAAGAGCAGCACAAAAUGUUGUGCUGAUCACUCGGACAUCUUGGAGAGUUGCAGAGAGAAUCACUCGAGCAAGCUCUGCCACAAAGGCGAUGGCCAGUGCACGUGCUACUACUGCACAAUAUUUGGGCAUACCGUACGUAAAACUCGUAGUAAAAAUAGGGAAUGCAAUCAUGGGAGGAAUAAUGAAACGAGGGAUAGAUUGCGAAAGAGAUUGCAUCAGAUACACAAUACGAAGGAGAUGAAACCGUUGAAGAAUUUUAAAGCAGUAGCUCCUGGGCUUUUUAAAUCGGUGGCCAAUACGGCAAAAAUGAAUACGGUAGCGAAGGAUAGUUCGAAGGAGGGUACGGGUCAGAAUUCGGGAAAUCCGGCUGUUUUGCAGGCACCGAUUAAGAGAAAACUCGCACCGCUGCCGGGAAAGGAUGCACCGCUAAUAAAACCAGCUACUGUGGGCAAUUUGAUAAGGGAGGAAAAUCAUGAAGUGAAAGUGAUGACUAAACAGCCUGUUCCAUCGUGCAACAGCAGUGCACCAUCUUCCAUUGGUCGAAGGGAUAGUAGUAGUUGUGGAACAGUUGAUGGAACAUCACCACUAAAUGAUAUUCUGCAGUUUAUCGAAGGAGCUCCAGUACCCAAAAACUGUGAUGGAAAGGAUCCGGACAAGAAGGCAGCCAAAAAGGAGAGGCAGCGACAGAAGAAGAUGGAACUGAAGAAGAUGGAAGAGCUUGAAGUGUUGAAAUUGCAAUAUCACAAAGAUUGUGCCAAGGAAGUGGAAGCUAAGGCAGAAUUGAAGGCUCUAAAGUCAGUCAAGAAGAAGGAUAAGAAAAAAAUUAAUGAGCAUGAUGCUGAACUGAAACGACUGACAAGGAUAAAGUCAAAGACAGAAUCGGCAAUUUGUGAGAUUAUCUGUGAGAUUCGGGAAAAUAAUCCGGAAUUCAAUUACAACUAUCAACCGCCUAAGGAGCCAAAAAGCAAGCCAGGAAAGCAGGCUGAUAGUCAGAAAGAUGGAAAGGGUAAAUCAGAGACAUUUCCUCAGCAAGUUCCUCCACAGCUCAUUCCGCCUCAAUUUCAUCCGCUAAAUCGAAAGUCCACGGUGAGUUCGUAUGUUACUUCGAGCCAGAAUCCAUCUCAGAUGAACUGUGAGAUCUCCCUGGAUCCGACGAAGCGUAUGGUUACCAUACGGCGAAUCAAUCUUCCGCAUGCUGAGCCCCAAGUUACAGUAACGGCCAAAGGAGCAUCUCCGGACAAGGAUCAACUUCUGUAUUCCUUCAUUAAUGGUCAAAUGGUUCCUGCUUCCUCAUUAGAUCCUACCUUGGUCAAGAGUCUUCAUCCCAGUCGGUACAACAUGGAAGAACAGUAUCAAGCAAGCUUACAGCAACACAAUCAAGCAAUGCGACAUGUCUGCAGAGAUGAAUGCUGCAUGCCUCUUCCUCCGCCACCGCCAACGCCACCUGAGUUGCGCAGUAAACCAAAGGCGACCACCAAGAAGCCAGCUGAACAGCUCAAGAACAAAUCCGCAGAUACAAAAACUGCUCAAAGCAAGAAAGUCGCAGAAAGUCAAUCCAGUACGCAAAAGGCGAACAAGAAGCUGAAGAAACCCGCAGAAAUUUCCGAGAAGGAAGUCAAACCGACCAAGGCGACCAGCAAAAAGCAGGAUGAGAAGGAAGAAAAGAAGUCCAAGGAGAGCAAUAAGUCCAAAGCAGUUGCAAAGCAACCUGCCAAGGAAGAGCCAAAACUCGAGAAGAAGAAAGAAGCCGAGAUCAGACCGAAAGAAAACAAGGAGAGCAAGAAAAAUAAGACUAAAUCUCGCAAAGAUUCCGAAGAAACUGUCCAGGAAUCCAACACUAGGCACGUUUACGAGUACAUAGAUCCAGAAUUUAAGGUCAAUAAAUUUGGCGUCUUGGACACGGAUGAUGGUUCAGAUGUUGAAUCAGCUUCGUCAGAAAUGUGUCAGUCACCGGUUCAGAAGCAACCUGAGCGAAUAGCAAAAGAGCCCAAAAGUCAACCGAAUAAGAAGCAGAAGGAAAAGUCUAAGGAAGACUUUAGCAAAGUAGAGAAGGUCGCAGAAAGGAAGAACAAUGCUAAGUCGAGAGUUCAAGAAAGUCCAGCUCCAACGAAGACAGUUCCCGAGGAACCAGUCAAUCCGCCUCUGACGAAGAAGCAAAAGAAGAAACUGGCGCAACAGGAGAAGAAUGCCAAGUUGAAAGUCGAGGCAGCAGCAUCAACUGCUAAAACGUCUGUUGAUAAGAAUGUUUCGAGGGCGGAGAAAGUUGCCAAAUCUCUCUCGAAAUCCAUGCUGAAGUUGCAUCUGAAUGCUGAUACGACUAUUGAGCUGGUCAACGACUGUCAGAGUCCCGAUAAGCAACAGACCAAUGGCAUCAGCAUAAUGGAACAACUGAAUAGGGGAAUAAAAGUAGAAGGUUUGACCCUUCCUCCUGGUAUCACGCUAACUCGGGUUGAUCCAUCCAUGGCUGAGGCUGUGAAGGCCAAAAAGGAAUCCAUCGGAAGGCUGUGCACUCCAAUUUCGACUCAACAGCAAGUGGUUGAACCUCCAAGACCUCCACCGCACAUGUUGAUGGCAAAUAGCAUGAAUGGAUCAGUUCCGUGUGGAAUUGCUCCGGACGGGACGGGAUUGAUAAUGGUUGAUCCAUUGAGUAAUAUGAGAAAACAGGCAUCAGGUCCUCCGGCCCAGGAGGAAUCCAAAAAGUCCAAGAAGAGGAAUAAGCGAAAGACAAAAGGUGGAAAGGAGGAGGCGGUGCCUUGUAACAAUCGCAGUCGGCGGGAAAGUGAUAGUCAGAAGCAUUCUUCAAAGAUUAUAACACUGCGAAAUCCCAUGUUUCAUGCAGUUACUGAUGCUAUUCGUCAGCAAGGUGGAGCUCCUAUGAGGCCCCAAUCGGGCGGGGCGAUGACUGGAGAUCCUCCGGCUGCGAUAAUUAAGAAUGAAAAUGGGAUGUUUACUAUUCGGAAUCCGGCUCUGCAUCAGGCACUGUCAAGUGGAGUUGGUACGAAUUUCCGGCAGUACAGUCCGAAUGUGUACUGUCCGACGGAUUCCCAGGAGAACUUUUCCUAUUUCUCGGACAAUUUAGCUGCAGGAGGGGGAUGCAAUGGGAACGGGGGGAAGUGCAAUUCGGCCAUUGGGAGUGAGAUGAGGAGUGUUCAGCAGAAACCAUGGCAACCACAUCAGCAUCAAGGAAUAGAGAGUGGCAGUGGUCAGGAUCGUGGAGAGGGUGGUUUCAAUCAUAUCCACACGCAUUUCAAUCCUCAAUCCUCCACCAGAUCCUACUCUCCCUUUGACAAUCAACAAAGUUAUGGGUUCAAUGGGGAUUUCCUGGGCACUUCGUCGCAAGUGACUCAGGCUCAUCCUCAUGAGUACUUCAGCAGUGGCGUUCAGAUGAAUGGAAAUUCUUCCGGAGGAUACAGUGUCUUCUCUUCGGGCAGUGAAUGCAGUGGUGGCCAUCAGCCAAUCAUCAACACUCAGAGUCGCUUUUCAAGUGACACAGAUGAGGCAGAACUGAGCGCAAAACUCAGCGAAUUGUCUUUUCUGCAGAAUCUUCAGCCUGGUCAGAGGCUCAAUAGCGAGGUGACCAUCCACAAUAUCAGUGAAUCGAAGUUUCUGCGGAAUCAAUCAGCGGCAGCUGCAAAUGCUGGAUCCAACAAAGUCGAAAUCACCAGAAUUCCCAGUUCGACAGCAAAUACUUGUGAUAAUCUCAAUUUGGCCGUGGGGAGUCAUCGGUCGGGGAAAACCAGGGCUAGCAAUGGAUGUUCAAGCAACAGCAAUGGCAGUGAAAUUUUACCAGAAUUUGGAGACAGUAUUUUUGCUCCAAAUCAGAAAGUGAACUUGAAUGAGCUGGAGUCAGAGGAGAGGGAUAUUGAAACAUUCAAGAGGUUCAACUACUACUUCGAGCCACCGAAGAAUAAGCCUAAAGUCAAUCUCAAUCUCAAAGAUAUUGUGCUGAAUAAGAAAAAGUCUUCUCCCGAGAGUCCUUCCAUGUUCUUCGGAGGUCUCGAUGGGAAUUCCAUUACGAGCACGCCGAGUCUCGAUGAGAUGAUGUACCAACAGCAGGAGUACAGUGCGUGCCAGUCGUCGGACAUUCUGCUGGAUGAUGCUGGUAUCCACGAAGGAUGCAAUGGCCGGGCGGGAGAUGGUGAUAAUUUAGGAGUGAUUGGAAGUGGCCUCAAAGCUGCAAUCCAUGGAAAUAUGGCGUGAAGUUUUUAUGAUUGAAUUGCCAAUUCUGGUAUGUAAUUGUUUUAUAUUUUUCAUCUUUCUUUAAGCUCGAAUAUGACAAGAAAAUUUUUUUAAAAAAAUUGUCUUUGACGAUUUGAUAACUUUGUUGUUUUAGAAAAAAAAAGAAAAAGAGUGUUUUAUUUGAUAAAGAGAACAGAUUAGUUUGCAAUUGAAUUGAAAAAGAAUGAAGAAAAAAAAUAACAAAAGAGAUGAAAAGAAUUUUCAAUUUACUGCCAUAGAAAAAAAAUUGAACAGUUUUUGAUUUUUAAAAGGAGAAAAAAAUUGAAAAGAAUGCUUUAAUGAUUGAAGGGAAGAAAUUGAGAUAAAAUAAGAAGGAAUGUCAGUAUUUAAGAAUACAAAUAAAAAAAGGAGAUUUUAAAAAAUAUCCUACCGCAGAAA
Molecule: messenger RNA, 7190 nt
Organism: Phlebotomus papatasi
Lineage: Eukaryota; Metazoa; Arthropoda; Insecta; Diptera; Psychodidae
Exons: 10
Coding region: 156-6773 (2205 amino acids)
Source: RefSeq, a predicted model, not a curated record